AUGCCCGAGUUCACCGAGGCGGAUACCAUUCGUAUCCUCGUGGCGACCGACAAUCAUGUCGGUUAUGAAGAGCGAGACCCCAUUCGUAGAGAUGACAGUUGGAGAACUUUUGAUGAAAUUUUGAACCUUGCCCGGACUGAAGAUGUCGAUAUGGUUCUCCUCGCUGGCGAUCUCUUUCACGACAACAAACCCUCCCGAAAGUCCCUGUACCAGGUCAUGCGUACACUCCGACAGAACUGCUUGGGCAUGAAACCCUGUCCUCUCGAAUUUCUCUCCGAUGCUGCAUCUGUUUUUGAAGGUGCAUUCACGCAUGUCAACUACGAAGACCCCGACAUCAACAUCUCCAUCCCCGUAUUUUCGAUCCAUGGCAAUCAUGAUGAUCCUUCUGGAGAAGGCAAUUUCUGCUCCCUUGAUCUUUUGCAAGCAAGUGGACUGCUCAAUUACUACGGCCGUGUCCCUGAGGCAGACAACAUCGAGGCCAAGCCGAUUCUGCUACAGAAGGGUCUCACAAAGCUUGCCUUGUUUGGACUGAGCAAUGUUCGAGACGAGCGAAUGUUCCGUACUUUCCGAGAUCACAAAGUCAAGUGGUUCCGACCCGAAACCCAGAUGGCUGACUGGUUCAACUUGUUGGCUGUUCACCAGAAUCACCAUGCGCAUACAGCCACAUCCUACCUCCCCGAGAAUGUUUUACCCGAUUGGCUUGACCUUGUAGUCUGGGGUCACGAGCACGAAUGUUUGAUCGACCCUACACAGAACCCCGAAACAGGCUUUCACGUCAUGCAGCCCGGUUCAUCUGUCGCAACCUCACUUGUGCCUGGCGAGGCAGUUCAGAAGCACGUUGCUAUUGUGAGCGUGACAGGCAAAGAUUUCAAGGUUGACAAGCUGCCACUGAAAAGUGUGCGUCCCUUUGUCACACGGGAAGUCAUCCUUUCGCAAGACAAGCGCUUCAAAGGACUUGACAAGAAGAAGGACAAUCGCCAGGAGGUGACACGAAGACUGAUGGAGGUGGUUGAGGAGAUGAUUGAGGAGGCUAAUGCAGAUUGGGAGGCCAUUCAGACGGAUGAAGAGGCUCUGGAAGAACGACCUCUUCCGCUGAUUCGUCUGAAGGUGGAGUACACGGCCACGGAAGGUGGUCAGUUUGAGGUUGAGAAUCCCCAAAGAUUCUCAAAUCGAUUUGUUGGUAAGGUGGCCAACACGAAUGAUGUUGUCUACUUUUACCGCAAAAAGACAUCACAGCGCAAGGCAAAUGCUGCGAACCCAACAGCAGCAAUUGAGGCCCUCGAUGGUGCUGAUGACAUGGUCAAGGUGGAGAAUCUGGUGCAAGACUUUCUGUCGGCGCAAUCACUCAAGGUCCUUCCUCAAGGGCCUUUUGGUGAUGCUGUCACUCAAUUCGUGACAAAGGAUGACAAGCACGCGAUGGAGCUGUUUGUUUCAGAACACCUAACGGGACAAGUCCGAUCUAUGCUGGGCUUAGAGUCAGAUGACGAAGAUCUCAACAGUGCCAUGGAUAUCUAUCGAAUGAGGAUCGAGCAACAGCAAGCUAGUGGCAUGCAGACAGCCCGAGCGGAGAGAAAGCGAGUUCUCAAGCCAAAGCCAGCGACUUGGGACAGUGACUUUGAUGGCAGCUGGGAGAAUGAGCCAGAUGCCUGGACAUACGAGGAUGAACAACAGGCCGAGACCUCUUCACGUGCAUCUGCACCCGCGCCUGCACCAGCACGCAAACCUGCACGUGGACGGGCCAAAGCGACUCAGCAAGACGAUGAAAUGGACUUGAUGGACGAUGAUGAGCCACUCCCUGCGCCCACCAAGAAGCCAGCAGCGAAGCGAGCAACACGCGCCACAAAAGCAGCACCAGCCAAAAAGGCCCCUGCAAAGGGACGAGGCCGCAAGGCAUUCCAAGACAGUGAAGACGAGGAAGAAGACGUGAUCAUGGAGUCAGAAGAAGAGCCCGCACCACCUCCGCCAAAGACACGACGAACCACUGCGAAGAGCACCGCCAAGGCUCCGGCGACUCGAGGAGCGGCUAAGAGUACACGGCAGACAAAGUUGAACUUUUCACAGUCGCAGAAGGGCGGGACGCAGAGUAAGGCUGUUGAGAUUAGCGAUGAUGAGAUUUCGGAUGAUGAUGAUGAUGCGUUUGAGCCGGCACCUGCGACGACACGGAGUACGAGGAGGAGAUAG
This is a messenger RNA of Fusarium musae, 2181 nucleotides long. It is a transcript of the gene MUS23, whose product is annotated as Double-strand break repair protein mus-23. Gene Ontology annotation, molecular function: 3'-5'-DNA exonuclease activity; manganese ion binding; DNA endonuclease activity. The record is from RefSeq and is a predicted model, not a curated record. Lineage: Eukaryota; Fungi; Ascomycota; Sordariomycetes; Hypocreales; Nectriaceae. Gene Ontology annotation, biological process: double-strand break repair via nonhomologous end joining; telomere maintenance; mitochondrial double-strand break repair via homologous recombination. Gene Ontology annotation, cellular component: Mre11 complex; nucleus. Bases 1 to 2181 code for a protein of 726 amino acids. The transcript has 4 exons.